AUGUUGAAGAAUUCAGGCUCCAAACAUUCGAACUCAAAGGAAAGUCAUUCGAAUUCGAGUUCUGGUAUAUUCCAAAAUUUGAAGCGUUUGGCUAACUCAAAUGCAACGAAUAGCAAUACGGGUUCUCCGACCUAUGCAUCCCAACAACAGCACUCUCCAGUGGGAAACGAAGUGUCCACUUCACCUGCAUCUUCGUCAUCUUUUAGAAAACUGAAUGCACCUUCUAGGUCUACAUCUACUGAGGCGAGGCCGUUGAAUAAAAAAUCGACAUUAAACACACAAAACUUGUCUCAAUAUAUGAAUGGUAAAUUAAGUGGAGAUGUUCCCGUAUCCUCACAGCACGCAAGGUCGCAUUCAAUGCAAUCGAAAUAUUCGUAUUCCAAGAGGAAUUCUUCACAGGCGUCCAAUAAGCUAACAAGGCAGCAUACCGGGCAAAGUCACUCCGCAUCAAGUCUUCUCUCUCAAGGUUCGCUAACUAACUUGAGCAAAUUCACUACACCCGAUGGUAAAAUUUAUUUAGAAAUGCCGUCGGACCCAUACGAGGUGGAAGUUUUGUUUGAAGAUAUUAUGUAUAAAAGAAAUAUUUUUCAGUCUUUAUCAGAGGACAAACAAGAAGCUCUGAUGGGCUACAGCAUUGAGAAGAAAUGGCUGAUUGUUAAGCAGGAUUUACAAAAUGAGCUAAAAAAAAUGCGAGCAAACACUACAUCUUCUUCCACUGCCUCCAGAACUUCGAUGGCGUCGGACCAUCAUCCUAUCCUUACGGCUAAUUCAUCUCUUUCGUCUCCCAAAUCUGUUUUGAUGACAAGCGCCUCUUCUCCCACCUCAACUGUAUACAGCAACAGUUUAAAUCAUUCUACUACUCUUUCAUCGGUAGGUACGUCAACCUCGAAGGGGAAAAAAUUAGUGAGCGGGAGUUUGAAAAAGCAGCCAUCUCUAAACAAUAUUUAUAGAGGUGGGGCUGAGAACAAUACGAGUGCAUCUACUCUUCCAGGAGACAGAACAAACAGACCACCGAUACAUUAUGUGCAACGAAUCCUGGCAGACAAACUUACUAGCGAUGAGAUGAAAGAUUUAUGGGUAACUUUAAGAACUGAACAGUUAGACUGGGUAGACGCUUUUAUAGACCAUCAGGGUCACAUUGCUAUGGCUAAUGUACUAAUGAACUCUAUUUAUAAGACUGCACCCCGAGAAAACUUGACUAAAGAAUUAUUAGAGAAAGAAAAUUCAUUUUUUAAAUGCUUCAGAGUCUUAUCAAUGCUCUCACAAGGUUUGUAUGAGUUCAGUACACAUAGGUUAAUGACUGAUACUGUUGCAGAAGGUUUAUUCUCUACGAAACUGGCCACAAGGAAAAUGGCCACUGAAAUUUUUGUUUGUAUGCUAGAAAAAAAAAAUAAAAGCAGAUUCGAAGCAGUUCUUACCUCACUAGAUAAAAAGUUUAGGAUAGGGCAAAAUCUUCAUAUGAUUCAAAACUUCAAAAAAAUGCCCCAGUAUUUCUCUCAUUUAACCUUGGAAAGUCAUUUGAAAAUUAUUCAAGCCUGGUUAUUUGCCGUUGAACAAACUUUAGAUGGAAGAGGAAAAAUGGGUUCCUUAGUAGGCGCGUCGGAUGAAUUUAAAAAUGGUGGGGGUGAAAAUGCGAUUCUAGAAUACUGCCAAUGGACAAUGGUUUUUAUCAAUCAUUUAUGCUCUUGCUCUGAUAACAUAAAUCAAAGAAUGCUAUUAAGGACGAAACUAGAAAAUUGUGGAAUUUUACGAAUUAUGAACAAAAUAAAACUGCUAGAUUACGACAAGGUAAUUGACCAAAUUGAGUUAUAUGACAAUAAUAAACUUGACGAUUUUAACGUUAAAUUAGAGGCCAACAAUAAGGCUUUUAAUGUAGAUUUACACGAUCCACUAUCAUUAUUAAAAAACCUUUGGGAUAUAUGUAAAGGUACCGAGAAUGAAAAGCUUUUAGUAUCUUUAGUUCAACAUCUUUUCCUUUCUAGUUCAAAGUUAAUAGAAGAAAACCAAAAUUCCUCUAAACUUACUAAGCAAUUGAAACUUAUGGAUUCUUUGGUGACUAAUGUUAGUGUUGCCUCAACUUCUGAUGAAGAAACUAAUAUGAAUAUGGCUAUCCAGCGGCUUUACGAUGCCAUGCAGACUGAUGAAGUUGCACGUCGAGCUAUAUUAGAAAGUAGAGCUCUAACGAAGAAAUUGGAAGAAAUUCAGGCAGAAAGGGAUUCUUUAAGUGAAAAGUUAAGCAAGGCGGAGCACGGACUCGUUGGACAGUUAGAAGAUGAGUUGCAUGAGAGAGAUCGUAUUUUAGCUAAGAAUCAGAGAGUUAUGCAGCAGCUGGAAGCUGAGUUAGAAGAGUUGAAAAAGAAGCAUCUUUUGGAAAAGCAUCAGCAAGAGGUAGAAUUGAGAAAAAUGUUGACUAUAUUGAAUUCGAGGCCUGAAGAAAGCUUCAAUAAGAAUGAAGGCACCAGAGGUAUGAACUCGAGCCUAAAUUCUUCAGAGAAAGCGAAUAUCCAAAAGGUGUUACAGGACGGAUUAUCAAGAGCAAAAAAGGAUUACAAGGAUGAUUCAAAAAAAUUCGGCAUGACACUUCAACCUAAUAAGAGAUUAAAAAUGUUAAGAAUGCAAAUGGAAAAUAUUGAAAAUGAAGCCAGGCAACUAGAGAUGACAAAUUUUGCUGAAUUUGAGAAAGAUCGUCUUGAACCUCCAAUACAUAUUAAGAAGCCCAAAGUGAAGAAGAUGAAAAAUAAGGAUAGGAAACCUUUAGUCAAGCCUCAAGAGGCGGACGUAAAUAAACUAAAUGACCUAAGGCGGGCUUUGGCUGAAAUCCAAAUGGAAAGUAAUGAUAUUUCCAAAUUUAACGUCGAAGAACGUGUUAAUGAGCUAUUUAAUGAAAAGAAAUCUCUGGCUUUAAAGAGACUGAAAGAACUAGAAACAAAAUACAAAGGAUUUGGUAUUGACUUUAAUGUCGACGAGAUUAUGGACAGUCCAAAGAAAAAUACUGGGGACGUGGAAACGGAAGAAGACGCUAACUAUGCCAGUCUUGACCCUAAGACAUAUCAGAAAAAGUUAGACGAGAUUAAUAGAAUAACGGACCAGUUGUUAGAUAUUCAGACUCAAACCGAACACGAAAUACAAGUAGAAGAAGAUGGGGAAAGCGAUCUUUCCUCUUCAAGUUCUGAUGAUGAAAGUGAGGAAAUAUACCAAGACGCAUCUCCAACUCAAGAACUAAGGAGCGAACACUCAGAGCUAUCUUCAGGAUCAGGUCCUGGGUCUUUUCUCGAUGCCUUAUCUCAAAAAUAUGGUACUGGUCAAAAUGUUACUGCAUCGGCUGCUUUUGGAGAGAACAAUAACGGUUCGGGUAUUGGACCUCUACAUAGUAAAGUUGAAAAGACCUUUAUGAACAGACUCAGAAAAUCCACCGUGUCUUCUGCUCCAUAUUUAGAGGAGUUAACACAGAAGGUAAAUAAAGUUGAACCAUAUGAACAAAAUGAAGAUGAAGGUCUAGAUAAAAAAUCUUUACCGGAAAACAGCACGGCAAGUGCAGCUUCCGCCUUUGACAAAGCUGAGAAAGACAUGAGACAACAUGUGGAAAACGGAAAGCAAGGGCGUGUGGUAAAUCAUGAAGAAGAUAAAACAGCGGAUUUCAGCGCUGUGAGUAAACUGAAUAAUACAGAUGGCGCAGAAGAUCUCUCUACUCAAUCAUCUGUACUCUCCUCACAGCCGCCACCGCCUCCUCCUCCUCCUCCUCCAGUUCCCGCCAAAUUGUUCGGUGAAUCGUUGGAGAAAGAGAAAAAGUCGGAAGACGACACUGUCAAGCAAGAAACUACUGGGGAUUCUCCUGCUCCUCCCCCUCCACCACCACCACCUCCUCCUCCACCCAUGGCAUUGUUCGGCAAACCCAAGGGAGAAACACCACCACCGCCGCCGCUACCAUCUGUAUUAUCUUCAUCUACUGAUGGCGUCAUUCCGCCAGCUCCACCUAUGAUGCCGGCAUCGCAAAUCAAAUCAGCUGUAACAUCACCAUUACUUCCUCAAUCGCCCUCAUUAUUUGAAAAGUAUCCUCGUCCACACAAGAAAUUAAAGCAACUGCAUUGGGAAAAAUUAGAUUGUACUGAUAAUUCUAUUUGGGGUACAGGUAAAGCUGAGAAGUUCGCAGAUGACUUAUACGAAAAGGGUGUUCUUGCUGAUUUAGAAAAGGCCUUUGCCGCUAGGGAAAUUAAAUCAUUAGCAAGCAAGCGCAAGGAAGAUCUGCAGAAAAUUACAUUUUUAUCCAGGGAUAUUUCUCAACAGUUUGGUAUCAAUUUGCAUAUGUAUUCAUCACUUUCGGUUGCCGAUCUGGUGAAAAAGAUUCUAAACUGCGAUAGGGAUUUUUUGCAAACACCGAGUGUUGUUGAGUUUUUGUCAAAAUCUGAAAUAAUUGAAGUUUCUGUUAAUUUAGCUAGGAAUUACGCCCCGUAUUCGACAGACUGGGAGGGCGUGAGGAAUCUCGAAGAUGCCAAGCCCCCUGAAAAAGAUCCAAACGAUUUACAGAGGGCUGACCAAAUUUAUUUGCAAUUGAUGGUUAAUCUAGAAUCAUACUGGGGUUCACGUAUGAGAGCUCUCACAGUGGUUACUUCGUAUGAAAGAGAAUAUAAUGAGUUAUUGGCAAAGUUAAGAAAAGUCGACAAAGCUGUUAGCGCGCUUCAAGAAUCAGAUAACUUGCGCAAUGUCUUUAAUGUUAUCUUAGCAGUUGGUAAUUUCAUGAACGACACUUCUAAGCAGGCACAAGGUUUCAAACUUUCAACCUUGCAGAGGUUGACGUUUAUCAAGGAUACUACCAAUAGCAUGACCUUUCUAAAUUACGUCGAAAAAAUUGUCAGGUUAAAUUAUCCAAGCUUCAAUGACUUUCUAAGUGAAUUAGAACCUGUAUUGGAUGUCGUGAAAGUUUCCAUUGAGCAGUUAGUUAACGACUGUAAGGACUUUAGCCAAUCGAUUGUAAACGUAGAGCGUUCAGUUGAAAUUGGUAAUUUAAGCGAUUCCUCAAAGUUUCAUCCAUUAGAUAAAGUUUUGAUAAAAACAUUGCCCGUGUUACCGGAAGCCAGAAAAAAGGGGGACUUGUUAGAAGACGAAGUUAAGCUGACUAUCAUGGAAUUUGAAAGUCUGAUGCAUACGUACGGUGAAGAUUCUGGUGAUAAGUUUGCAAAAAUCUCAUUCUUUAAGAAAUUUGCAGAUUUUAUAAAUGAAUACAAAAAAGCUCAAGCGCAAAAUCUAGCCGCGGAAGAAGAAGAAAGACUUUAUAUAAAGCAUAAGAAAAUAGUGGAAGAACAGCAAAAAAGGGCACAAGAAAAGGAAAAACAAAAAGAGAACAGCAAUUCGCCUUCAUCUGAAGGAAAUGAAGAGGAUGAAGCAGAAGAUAGGCGCGCUGUUAUGGAUAAACUAUUAGAACAGUUGAAAAAUGCAGGUCCUGCUAAAAGUGACCCAUCUUCCGCCAGAAAGAGAGCCCUAGUGAGGAAAAAAUAUCUUUCUGAAAAAGACAACGCUCCACAAUUACUCAACGAUUUGGAUACUGAAGAAGGGUCUAUUCUUUAUUCUCCAGAAGCUAUGGACCCUACUGCCGAUACAGUGAUUCACGCUGAAUCACCCACUCCGCUUGCCACAAGGGGUGUUAUGAAUACCUCUGAAGAUUUACCAUCGCCAUCCAAGACAUCUGCGCUGGAAGAUCAAGAGGAAAUUAGUGACAGAGCUAGAAUGUUAUUAAAGGAGCUAAGAGGCUCUGACACACCAGUAAAGCAAAAUUCCAUACUCGAUGAACAUCUAGAAAAAUUGAGGGCCCGCAAGGAAAGAUCCAUAGGUGAGGCUAGCACAGGUAACAGGCUAAGUUUCAAAUAA
Messenger RNA from Saccharomyces cerevisiae S288C, 5862 nucleotides. RefSeq names its product formin BNI1 (gene BNI1). The record is from RefSeq and is marked reviewed. Gene Ontology annotation, cellular component: actin cytoskeleton; cell cortex; cellular bud neck. The transcript has a single exon. Bases 1 to 5862 code for a protein of 1953 amino acids. Gene Ontology annotation, biological process: cellular hyperosmotic response; mitotic actomyosin contractile ring assembly; actin nucleation. NCBI's taxonomy places the organism in Eukaryota, Fungi, Ascomycota, Saccharomycetes, Saccharomycetales, Saccharomycetaceae. Gene Ontology annotation, molecular function: profilin binding; small GTPase binding; actin binding.